CUCCAUCACCACACAACGAGGUCCCCCUUUCACAAAACCCUAAUUUGUAUCAUGGCCACCAUCAAACCCUUCCUCCUGGUCCUCCUCUUCUCCAUCUUCUCCCCAAUCUCAAGCUCCAAAACCCACCACCCACUUGACCCGCUAACCCAGGAAGAGCUCUCAUUGGUCCAGCUCAUCGUCAAGAAAUCCUAUCCACCCCGCUCCAACCCAGUCUUCCACUACGUCGCCCUCGACGAGCCGGAGAAACACAACGUCCUGUCAUGGCUCGCCAAGCGCGAGCCCGAGCCACUCCCGCGUCGGGCCCAGGCCAUCCUCCGAGUCCACAAGCAGACCCACGAGCUGGUGGUGGACCUAAAGGCCCGGAAGGUCGUCAGCAAGCACGUCCACCGCGGGCCUGGGUUCCCUUCGCUCACGCUCGAAGAGCAGACCGCGGCCAACGACCUCCCGCUGACUUACGGCCCGUUCCUCCGGUCAGCGGCGAAGAGAGGGAUCGACGUGUCCCAGGUGGUGUGCUCCGUGUUCACCGUGGGCUGGUUCGCUGAGGAGAAGCAGUUCAUCGGGAAGAGGGUGGUGAAGAUCCAGUGCUUUUCGAAGAAGGACACGGUGAGUGUUUAUUUGCUGCCGGUGGAAGGUUUGACCAUUGUGGUAGACUUGGAUGAGAUGAGGAUCGUGGAGUACAAAGACAGGGAAGUCGCUCCCAUGCCCAGAGCUGAAGGGACGGAGUACAGAUUGUCGAAAUUACCCCUGCCUCAUGGUCCUCGUAUCAAUGGUGCUAGGCUGGUCCAGGAGAAUGCUCCGGGUUUCACUAUUGAUGGCAAUGUCGUCAGAUGGAUGAACUGGGAAUUCCACGUGUCGUUCGACGCCCGUCCGGGUCUGGUCAUAUCCAUGGCCCGAAUCUACGACCCGGACCAGAAGGGCUUCCGCAGCGUCAUGUACAGAGGCCACAUCUCCGAGCUCUUCGUCCCCUACCAGGACCCCACGGAGGACUACUACUACAAGACCUUCUUCGACAGCGGCGAGUUCGGCUUCGGCGUCUCCGCCGUUUCUCUGGUUCCCAACGGCGACUGCCCCUCCCACGCCGUCUACAUGGACGCCUUCUACGCCGGCCCUGACGGCACUCCCGUCCACGUUCCCAAUGUCUUUUGUAUCUUCGAGAGGCACGCCGGCGAGGUCAUGUGGCGCCACACCGAGCUUGCCAUCCCUGAUGUCACGAUAGCUGAAUCUAGGCCGGAGGUGAGUCUGGUGGUGCGGAUGAUCGUCACAGUCGGGAACUACGACCACGUCAUCGAUUGGGAGUUCAAGCCGAGCGGUUCGAUCAAAACCCAGGUCGGCCUGACCGGGAUCCUGGAGGUAAAAGCGGCCAACUACACUCACGCGGACCAGGCCGCCGCGAGCGAGGAAGCACACGGCACGUACCUUGCGGAACACACCAUCGGACUGUACCACGACCACUUCCUGACCUACUACCUCGACAUCGACGUUGACGGCGCCACCAAUUCGUUCGUCAAGAAAAACCUCGUCCCACGAAGAAACACCAACACGGGCCACCACCGUACCCCGAGGAAGAGCUACUGGACCGUGGUGACCGAAACGGCCCGGACCGAGUCGGAGGCCAAAAUUCGGCUCGGUGCCGGUCCGACCGAACUGGUCAUCGAAAACCCUAACAAGAAGACCAAACCGGGUAACCCGCACGGAUACCGGUUGAUACCCGGACCGGUGAUCCACCCGCUUCUGGCGCCCGACGACGGCCCGCAGAUCCGGGGGUCGUUCACGAACUACAACAUUUGGGUGACGCCGUAUAACAAGACGGAGCGGUACGCCGGCGGGAAGUACGUUGACCAGAGUCAAGGGGAGGAUGGGUUGGCGGUUUGGACUAGGAGGAAUAGGAAGAUUGAGAACGAGGACAUUGUGAUGUGGCACGUGAUUGGGUUCCACCACGUGCCUUGUCAGGAGGAUUUCCCGAUGAUGCCGACUUUGUCCGGCGGGUUUGAGCUCCGACCGACGAAUUUCUUCGAGCGGAGUGCCGUGUUGAAGGCCGUGCCGCCUCCGCCUAUGAAAGCUGAUGGCUGUGGUGUGGUUGAGCCUUAAAAGCCAUCAUCUUGUUGUUUGUUUGGGUGGGUGGGGGGUUUGGCUUCCGAUAAAAGGGCAUCGGAAAC
This is a messenger RNA of Linum trigynum, 2156 nucleotides long. The record is from the annotation of a GenBank genome assembly. Lineage: Eukaryota; Viridiplantae; Streptophyta; Magnoliopsida; Malpighiales; Linaceae.